Molecule: messenger RNA, 2736 nt
Organism: Chironomus riparius
Lineage: Eukaryota; Metazoa; Arthropoda; Insecta; Diptera; Chironomidae
Source: the annotation of a GenBank genome assembly
GAAAGUUUCUUUGACGAACAUAAAGACAUAUUUAUUGAUGAAAACUCUCAUUGACUUAGGUCAAAUAAGUAAUUGUGUACAGUGAAAAUAAAUUAGCAAAAAUAAGCCAAUACAAUGAGUUCGAUUAAAUUGAUAACAUUUGGAAGUAGGAAGAACAAAAAAUGAAUUUUUUAUUGAACAAACGCAUAAAUCAAGGAAGUGGACAAAAUGUUAGCAACGAUAGUACGGAUACUACUGUGAGACAUGAUUUUUUAUUUGGGUUAGAAGAUUCUGGCAUUGCAACAAGCAAUGAUGUCCAUUCAUUGGAAUUUGAUGAUCAAUUGCCGACAACACCUACCUUAGGAGGUCAUCAUCAUACCCACCUACCAACGCUUCAUCAUCAUCAUCAUCAUUCUCACAUCCAACAUAGUAAUAAACAUGCAUUGGAUAAAAUUGGAAAGCUUGGAGUGCUUGAAAAGAGCAAAGCCACAAGCAGUAUUCCAAGUCUUUCAAUCAACAGCAACGCAACAAUCAACAUUCAUUAUUAUCCAGAAGAAUCAAUUUUUUGGAGUUAUGUCAUUGUAUUCAUAAGUACAACAGUUCAAAUUUUGAUACAUGGCCUUCAGUUAUCCUUUGGAAUGUUUUUCAUUUGCGCCAAAAUAUUCUUCAAAGAUAAUCAUACGGAAUUAAUGACUUAUGGCUGGCUUGGUGCACUUUCGACGGCAGUUGCUUUAUUUAUUUCACCGCUAACAAUUGGUGUGUGUAAGAGAAAAUCAACGAGAAUUACGGCUGUUAUUGGUGGUCUUGUGACUGCAUUAGGAUGUUUGUUCACUUCAUUUGCAUCUCAAUUCCACCAAAUGUUCUUCAGUUAUGGAGCUGUAGUGGGAAUUGGUGUCGGCAUGUGUCGAGACUGUUCAACAUUAAUGAUCGCUCAGUAUUUCAAGAGAAAACGUGAAUUUGUUGAGAUUUUUAUUGUGUCUGGAAGUGGUGCUGGAAUUGCCUUGAUGUCUACAUUUAUUAAAAGUGCCAUUGAUGGAGUCGGGUGGAGAUUGGGUCUUCAAGCUGUUACCAUUUGUGUAUUUAGCACUUUUAUACUCGGCACAUGCUAUCGGUCUGCAUCUCUAUAUCAUCCACAAAGACGUGCCAUUUUGCAUUUAAAAAAUCAAAAACGUAAAAUUAAGGACAAGACGAAGCAGUUUGAGAGUCCACCGUUCUUCGAUUUUUCAACGUUGAAGAGCAAGACUGUCCGCAUUUUAUUGCUAUCGUCAGCAAUUACUGCAUUUGGAAUCAAUACGCCACUGUUUUAUCUAGCACAUCAAAUAACACUUGAUGGUCUAACGGACGAAGUUUUGAUGUUGCAAGUUUAUCUUGGCUGCUCAUGGGUACUUGGAUGUGUGAUAUUCGGUCUUUUAGUUGUAAAAAAUAGUGUUGAAUGUCGAAUAGCAAGACAAUAUUUAUGUCAGACAGCAAUGAUUAUGUGUGGAUUAACAAUGCUCUCACUGACAACUAUCCGAGGAAACUAUCAUGCCUAUCUGCUGUUUGUUUGGAUUUAUGGCAUAUUUCUUGGUGGCUAUCACUACUCACUUAAGAUGUUCACAUUCGAAAAGGUUCGAGCACGAAAUUUCGCUCGUGCAUGGGGAUUUGUGCAAUUUUCACAGGCACUACCGAUAGCAUUAGGAGUUCCAUUAGCAGGCUAUUUGAAUCUCAAUUAUCCUGGACAAGUUGGGUAUUAUAUGUGCUCUGGAUGUUGUAUUGUUGGAAGUCUUACUUUAUUCCUUGUUGAUGUACAUAAGAGAAAUAUAAGGCUACACAAGGAAAAAAGUACCAAGGAAAAUGGAAGUCACACAUGUAGCCAAACAUGCCAGAAACGUAAAUUAUCAUUCGAUAAUGAACAAGAUAAUGAGCCUGCAUUGCAAGGAACAGCAGCUUUAAUAUUAGGAACAGAAUUACUUGUGCCACACAUCAAUGAUGUUUUAAUGAAUGCUGUGAAUGGAAUUGAAAAGCCUGAAUUGACGUGCAUUUCUGAGGAAGGAAUAGCUGAUAUGGAUUAUUUUCCUGAAAAUUUACUAGAUGAAUUUGAUUUUAAUAACCUUGAAGAUAAUGAUGACGACGACAUCACAUCCUGCAAUAAAAUUAAAUAUUCAUUGAGUGAAAUGGAAAAUGGAAUUGGCAUUGAUGGAAAGAAAAUCAAACGUGGAGCAACGAUAAGAAAUAACAAUAAAAAUUUUUUAACCCUUACAUCACAAGUGAUUCCCGAGCUUUCACAUGAAUCUCAAGACGAGGAAAAAAGUAUACUCAUAAAUGGACAUCAUGUCGAUUGCAACCUCAAUAAGCAUUUAAGGAACAAUUCAGAACAAACUUACACUGCCCCAACAUUUCCCGUAGCUAAUAAUCGAAUGAUUUCUGUGAUUGAAGAGGCUGCGGUGUAAUUAAACAUUUGAUGGAUUUGACACUGUUCUUAAAGAGCAGUUUGACAAGACUGUACCUGAUAUACCGUAUAUAAUUAUUAUAAAUUAGAAAUUAAAUCUUUAAGUUCACUUCCUUUAAAGUUUUCAUAUAACGUAGAAAAUUCAUAACUUGUGUCGUGUGACGAAAUCAAUUUCCAUAAUCCUAACGUAUUUCCAAUAACAUAGCAUAUUAUAGACGAAAAUUUCUUACGAAUUGAAAAGUAUUUCAAUUAAAACAGUCAAAGAUUAAAAAGAAUUUGAUAUUAUACUAAAAUUAAUUAUAACUAGUAGACGAUAAUAGAGUAGGGAA